This is a messenger RNA of Rhopilema esculentum, 3727 nucleotides long. RefSeq lists its product as uncharacterized. Gene Ontology annotation, molecular function: signaling receptor activity. The record is from RefSeq and is a predicted model, not a curated record. Lineage: Eukaryota; Metazoa; Cnidaria; Scyphozoa; Rhizostomeae; Rhizostomatidae. Gene Ontology annotation, biological process: positive regulation of canonical NF-kappaB signal transduction; positive regulation of JNK cascade.
UUUCUACUGAAACGAAAGCGGUCGAAUCGAUCGAAAGAGGGAAAGAGGGGGUUGGCCGAAAUGAGUCUUCCAAGACAGGCACUGAUGAUUUUGAUUCCUAGGAAAGCCGCCCUUUCUCUGCCCAGAUUAUCACUUCAUUUUUUUGCUUUGUUGCGGUCCGAUGCGAUUAGCAAACUUUUAUUUUGGGUUUAUUAAACUUAUCCAUCUAACAAUCGGUUCAGGAGCUUCAGAUGUCUCUUCGGACAACAAUACCUUUCGAUUUUGUAAGAUAGUUCUAAGAAGGACGUUCGGCCUCGUGACCAGAAAUCAUUCUGCCGUAUAACAACCAAAAUGAAACUGGGAAAACACUUGUAAUGAUAGUUGGAAGCACGUCAAGUACAUGCUAACAUGCAUGCUACGGCGAGAAUUUUCAUCUUUUUGCUUACUUUUUUGCAGGUUUCACCUUAUUUUACUCGGAGACAUUGCCAAUACUUGUACCAUUAUUCUAUAAAGAUCAAUAACUGUGAGCGAUGUAAACCAUGCAGGCUUGGGCAAAAGAUGACCAAAAAUUGUGGAUAUGACGAUAAAGGGAACAAAGUUGACCCUCCUUGUGUAUGGUGUCCCACUAGAACCUAUGGCAAAUAUAUCGACCAAGAUGGUGGAUUCUAUGCUUGCGAGAAUUGUGAAGUUUGCAGCAUUCAAAACAGGGAGACAAGAACGCCGUGUACCCCUGAAAGCAAUGCCAUUUGUGGGAAGUGCUUAGAAGGGUAUCGAGAAGCAAAGGACGGUUGCGAGAGGAUUGUGUCAACAUCCCAGGAGAUCCAGACGCCAAACUCUGGACCAGCAAUUCGGACUAAACUGCCAACAACUUUUACUAGAUUAACAGGCGUGUUGACUGCGAAAGCAAGUGGCAAUCUACCACUCUCAAAGGCAACGAAAAUAUAUACUGCAGUCACAAAAGCAAAAACAACUAGCACAACAGUGCCAGUAACAUACAGAAAAGGGACAACAACUUUGAAGAGAGCUCUUACUUCUGCAAAAGCAGUCAUCUCUACCCAAAGAGCCUCAACAAAAGCGCAAAACAAAACCAGCGUUUCACAACCUACUCAGAGGUCGACAACACCCUUCCAUGUAUCCGUUUCUACUUCGUUUCGCCAAUCGCCCCAGACGGAUUCCCGGGUUCAUGAGAAUUCUCCUCAGCUUGAUCAUAAAGACAAAAAGCGAGAAAUGAGAGAACAUUUUCUUCUGGUAGCUGUCAUUGGAUUUUCGCUUAUCGUCUUUUUUAUUGUACUGAUUGUCAUAUACAUUAAGUUGAGAUAUUCAAAGAAGAAAAAACAGAACACUGAGGUUGAAAGUAGAAAGAGCCAAGAACUCACAGCGUUCAAAAGUGACAUUGGAGCACCAGAGCUGGAACAAUUUUGUGAAGGACAAUCCGAGUAUUUUCCUCGAGAGCCAUGUAACAAAGCUGUGCCAAUGGACCAAGACGAUGGCUGUACAAUGGGGCUAAUUGAUGGUAAAAAAAGCGAACAUUCUACCAGUCAAGUCAAAGUGUUCCAACAAAAUGCAACAGAAAAUAGCUGGAACGGGUCGAUGGUAAAAAAAUUGUCUUCCGAUGCGAUGAGAGUGGAACAUACGAAAGCAGAUUCGUCAAAGUUUAAGCUGAAUGCGGAAGGACCUAAAAGAAAAUGUUUUAUAUGCAGGCAAACAUCAACCAAGCUGACCAUAGAUAGAAGAGAAUGCGAUAUUAUUGAGUCAGGCCUGCUGUUCGUCGAAAAGAAAAUUGAGGAGCUUGGUGAGUGUCAGAAGACUUUAUUGCGAGAAAAACUUGAUAUGCAGCGCAGUGGAAUUCGAAACUGGAAAGAGGCUGCCCAAUACUUUUGUGUGCCUAGAAACUAUGUUGAUGAUUGGAAAAGCAAGAUUAAAGCUGGUGAAAGUCCUUCCGAGUCUUUGAUUGUCUAUUUGGUAACAAAAAAUACUACCGUUCUUGAUAUGCUGUUAUGCCUUCGGACUUUAGGUAGAGACGAUGCCUAUGUGGCACUCUGUGAACACUUGAAAAAUAAGUGUAAGCUUUGUGAAAGAGAAGAGAGAAUAACAACAAUCUGAUUGACUUCAAAGAUAUCAUCAAUGAGACAUCAAUUGAAAAUGUGUAUAUAGGUAUUAUAUGUAUUUGUAUUUGUAAUUGUAUGAUUAAUUGUAUCUCUAUUUUGUACAACUGUCGUUACGUGUAAUAAUAUAAUUUUCCAGUGGAUUGCCUCGAUAUCAGCAUCCAGCCUCGAUAUCAACACCGCCUAGAACAUUUGAAGGGAGGAGGGGAGACACUGCCCUUAUAUUUCUUUUCUAAUUUCUUGGCUCGGGUACCCAUAGGUAGGCAUGGGUAAGUAGGCUGCCUGAUUAAACUUUUGAUAAUACACCAUUCCUCAAAUGCAGUAAACUGGAAGAUGUCAAUUUCUAUGGAAUACGACGCCUAAAAGAGCCAUACAAACUAUACACAAGCUAGAGCUAAAAGAUACACAACAAAUUCACGCUUCUUCAAGUUCAUGGAAUGUUCGUGGAAGUGGAAGACGGAGCUUCAUAUUCCUGAACAAUAUGUUUAUUGUAACAACGAUUAGUGUUUAACCCUCAUCGUUAAGUAAUUUGUUAGUCUUACUUUUUACGUUUAUCAUUUUAUUUAUCUGUUGUGAAGUUUUAUCAAUUUUACCCAUCAUAAGAAGGUUAUAUUACGGUUUAGAUGCUUAAUCGAGCCUAGAUAAUUAAAUAGUUUUUGGAACCUUUACAAUCAUGUGCUCGCGUUUCUGAUUGGCCCAUUUUCGACCCACAAUUUGGUUUAGAUAUUUCCCAACUUUGUGUUUUGGUUGCUUUGGUCUAUAUUCUGGUGCUUUAUACCCUGAAGACUGUCAGACGAAAAUCUUCAGUAAGUUUGAAAUUUAGCUAAAAUUAAAGCCAUUUAUCAUCAUGAACUUUUUCAUCAUAAAAUUUAUCAUCAUGAACUUCAUUAUCAUCAAAAAAUUCUUUUAGACAGUUUCACGUACGAGCUGGUAUAGAUUCGGGUUAAUAGGAAUUUCUGGGUUAACGCUUUUAUAAUUUCACAUUCGUUAAUAUUUCGAUUUUGCUAGCUGCCAGAUUGACCCUUCCAGAAGAUCUUUCUCAUUUUACCCUGCUAAAUAAAACAAGAUAUAGCCAAAUUAGCCUUGGUUACUUGUUUUUGACCAAUCAAUCUAUCACUCAUCAUCUCACGCGUUACAUUCAAUCCAUAAAUUUCUCCUUAUUUUUAUCUAUUGUCAGACGUUUACACUCUGGUAUGUGAGAAACAACAGCCGUAAUUUUGUGGGUGGAGGGCUAGUCUGAAGGCAAGAAUUUUACGAUGAAAAUUGUCCAAAAACUAGCUUUCAGCCAAUCCAUUGUUGCUUUCAUUAAAAUUUCUUACAAAACAACAGCAAAAGUAGAAAGAAUGUACAAUACGCCUCAGCUUAUCUUUGCCCCCUUGCUCUAAAAGUGCGCCUGACAUUUGCCUUAUGUAAUAUUAUUCUCUAAUAAAAAUAGCAUUGUAAUUAUAAUCUGGAUUUUCCGAUAACUCUCAUAUUUUCAGACUAAUUCCACAAAAUUCCAAAGAUUGGGGUGUGAUACCCCUCCCCACAUACCCCUUGUAUUUACGUGCCUGAAAUCAGCACUCGGAGCUGGAUUUAUUUUGUACUUUGCAGGUCAUCGUUACAACAGAUGUAGCCUUAUAAAUAACAUUUUGCUGUGUUUU